ACCGGAGCCGAACAUCCAAUGGGUCAAAUCUCAGCGAGUGUAUUCCCUGACUGGAUCCUGUGAGCAGCUUCUGGACUGAGUGAUUUCCCCGCUGCGAUACACACUUGGCAGCGAAACCUGGAGAGUUUCUUUCUUUUUCCCCCCCCUUCCUAGAAGUUACCUCUAAAAGAAGCGCAGCGAUGACAGCUGAGUUUAUUCCUCGUGGAAGUGACUGAGACCCGCAUCUUUCGAUCAGAUUGACCCUUCUGUGAGGAUUCAAAAGGACAUACAGGAUGAAUUCCGCUUUCCUAGCAGUGUUACUUGGAGUGGUCGGGGCUCUGGCCAAUAAGGAGGCUUGUUUGUCGGGCCAGUAUACAUCCAGGGGAGAAUGUUGCGAGGAGUGCCAGCCCGGCGAGGGCGUCGUCAAACCAUGUGGAGCCACACAGACUGUCUGCGCCCCCUGCCUUGACAGUGAAACCUUCUCAGAAAACUUCAGUCACACAGAAAGAUGUCAGCCCUGCACUGUAUGCACAGGUCUAUUCCGCAUGAAGGCGCCCUGCACAGACUCCAACGACGCCACCUGUGUGUGUAACUAUAGCUACUAUAUGGAUGAAAUUUCUCAGCGGUGUGAGCAUUGCACCAAAUGUCCUGAUGGUCAGGGCAUGCUGCUCAGCUGUCAGUUCGACCAUGACACGACGUGCGAGGAGUGCACCGGGGACACAUACUCGGAUCAGGAAAGUUCUCGGGAGCCCUGCAUCCCCUGCACCACCUGUGAUGACGGCGCAGUGGUGCAUACCUGCACAUCUUUCACUGAUACAGUUUGUCAAGCUCCCACAGUUUACGAAUAUUCAGUGUCUCCCACUCCCUUCUCGAGUAACUCCACGCCCUAUGAUGACCUUCUACCAUACGGCAUCCCAUCAGAGGGCCCUACGGAAACCACCACCCCCACCGUUAAUGGUGAUUCCAAGGAGCCGAUCUACCAUCUGAACGACAAACUCAUCCCCAUCUACUGCUCCAUCCUGGCAGCUGUUGUAGUCGGCCUUGUGGCCUUCAUCAUUUUCAAGAGGUGGAACAGCUGUAAGCAGAACAAGCAAGGAGCCAACAACUGCACAACCAACCAGAACCAGACGCCUUCACCUGAGGGAGAGAAGCUGCACAGUGACAGCGGCAUUUCUGUGGACAGCCAAAGUCUGCAGGAGCAGCAGGGUCAGACUCAGGCACAGACAGUUGUCACCAUGGAUGAAGAGCCCUGUUUGCUCCUUCCUCUCCACACUAGAGAAAAAGUGGAGAAGCUGCUGUUUAAUGGCAGCGAAGGAGACGACCGCAACCACAUGGAGGACAGCGACUGGUGCAACCUGGCGGGCCUGCUGGGAUACGAGGAGGAGCGGAUCGUCACCUUCCAGCAGGAAGAGCAUCCUGUCCGUGCGUUCCUGUCUGACUGGGCGAGCAAGGAGUGCGCCAGCAUCGACACGCUGUGCACGGCACUGCGCAAGAUCAACCGUGACGAUAUCGCCCAGAGUCUGGUGCUAAGCCCAAGUGCCACGAAACCCACCGCCACUUCUGUAGUGUGAUGUAAGAUUAACAGAGAGCAAACCACCUUAACCUUAAUAUUCUUCCAUGGCCUCCCUCACUCCACAUAAUUCAUGCUAGAACCGCUUUAAGCUAUUCCCUGACGAAGCCAGCAGUAGAAUAUCACAAGUCCUGAAGAAUCAUUUCAAGUUUAAUCAAGGGAUAAGACAGGGAGAUGCCAGAAAUUAGACACAACAACUAAAUGAAUACCAAUGUACCUAAGCCAAAUCCCUUCACUUCAUGCGCUUAUUAUCAUUCAUUUUCAUAUUUUAAAAUCCACACAAUGUAAAGCCUAUGUCAAAGGCAAUUGUCAAUAAUCAUUCCAUUUUUGAGCCUGGAUAUCCACCUGCCUUUCCGCACUAUUUGCCAUCCAGCUUACAGUCGUCUGACUUUAUUAACCACGAAGCAGCAAUGGGCUUUGAACUGAAUUUAUUGUGGAUACCUGGCUCUUUCAUUCCUACAACUUGAUCCUCUGCAUCUUUAUUCUUAAACAUUCAUAGUCAGUUUGUCCCUUACUGCCAGCGUUCACAAGCCAGUGUUGUAUCUCUAAAUGUUACUUUACAAAUCUAAGCUACCAAAGAGGAGUAAACGUCUCGAGACCUUUGAGGCAUUAUUUACAUGCCAUGUUAGACUUUUUGAAUUUAAAUAGUCUAGUAGCUUGUGUGUGUUACUGCUGCCUGAUGUGGCCUGCAGACAUCAGAGUAUCUGUAUCUUUGCGAAUAUGACAACCUGAGGAAGAAUGUUGGAUGCUUUUCAAAUGAACUUGUUUUCCUUCAGCAAAGAUUUAAGACAUUGAGCAGCGUGGAAUUAAUCUUAAUUAAGUGGUUUCUGCAGGCUGGUUUCCGUGCUAUAAGAACUCCUGGCUGGACUUGGCCAACUAGGUGGUCUGCGGGGGCCGGUCAUUGACCGAGGCAACAUGAGACACUACUUGUGCUCCGGCCUAACACAGGAGCUCCAACAGUGACUCCUUCAUACUGACCAAUCCUGUACAUACAUAAGCAGACAGGUGCACACAUCAUACACACACUGUACAUACAUACACACGUAGACCUACAAUAUGUAACCAUGCAUGCAAGCACUAUACACACACACACACACACACACACACACACACACACACACACACACACACACACACACACACACACACACACAC
This is a messenger RNA of Cottoperca gobio, 2704 nucleotides long. It is a transcript of the gene ngfrb, whose product is annotated as nerve growth factor receptor b. Gene Ontology annotation, cellular component: plasma membrane; cell surface. Gene Ontology annotation, biological process: Rho protein signal transduction. The record is from RefSeq and is a predicted model, not a curated record. The coding region runs from base 273 to 1550 and encodes 425 amino acids. Lineage: Eukaryota; Metazoa; Chordata; Actinopteri; Perciformes; Bovichtidae. Gene Ontology annotation, molecular function: nerve growth factor binding; death receptor activity; coreceptor activity. The transcript has 6 exons.